Molecule: messenger RNA, 1414 nt
Organism: Dermatophagoides pteronyssinus (European house dust mite)
Lineage: Eukaryota; Metazoa; Arthropoda; Arachnida; Sarcoptiformes; Pyroglyphidae
Biological process (GO): positive regulation of transcription by RNA polymerase II
Cellular component (GO): mediator complex
Molecular function (GO): transcription coactivator activity; transcription factor binding
Source: RefSeq, a predicted model, not a curated record
UAAUCAUCAUCUAAAUAUUAUUGAUCAUUGUAAUGAUCAAAAAUUUAUUAAACAACGAGACAAUACUAGUCUUGAAUCAAUGAUGAUCAUUAAUAAUGAUAAAAAAUUAUCAUCAAUAUUGACAACAAUAAUAAUUUAUAAACAACGGCAACAAUAUUGGAACAUUAAUAAAAUCCUAUGGAAUGUAAUGAUCAUUUUUUGUUUAUGGUCAACGUUGACCAAUACCAUCUGCCAUUGUGAUAAAUUAAUCAACAAGCAGAAUUUACCAUUAUUGUCACCGACAACAUCAUCGUUGAAUAAUAAUUUGGUUUAUCAUCAUCAUAAUCAACAACAACAAAAUCAUCAUCGACAAUAUCGUCAACAUAAUCCGUUACCGCCAUCAUCAUCAUCAUCAUCAUCAUCAUCAUAUCCCUCGGCUCGUUCAAUGGCCAUGAUGGUAGGAUCACCGAUGGCCAUUGCUACAAAUGGUGGUAUUAUCGCUCCUGGACAAUUAUCAUCAUCAUCGUCAUCAUCUUCAUCAGCACCAUCAUCGGCAGCCGCUGUUGCUUACCAAGCAUUGCCAAUAAUGCAUCAUAUGUUUCAUCCACAUCAUUAUGGACAUCAUAAUAAUAAACCAUCGAAUUUGCCAUCAUCAUCAUCAUCAGGAUUGACAUCAUCAUCAUCGGUUGUUAUACAUAGGGCAGUUGGUGGACAUCAUAAACAUCAUUAUCCCUCUAUCCAUUCUCAACAACAUCAAGAAGAUUGUGAAAUAAAUGCUGAUGCGGUACUGGAAUUAUUGUUUGAAAAAAUGCGAAUUCAUUUGCCAGAAGAAAAAAUUACCGUCCAGAAUGGUGCUAUCACUAUAUUCGAUGCACGAAUCACACAUUUUGCUGAAUUGGCCCGUUCAAGUCCAUCUUGUGCUAAAAAAUUAGAUUCUGAUGGUGUUCAUCUGUUAUUACCAUUUGAAGCUGAGAUUCGAUCAGCGCAUGUAGCUGCAAAAUUAAAAUAUAAUUUUUAUGUAACAGAUAUUUAUGGUGAUUAUGCAGCCAAUUUUUCACACAUUCGUUUGAAUGGUACAUUUGAAACUAAUAUUGAAGAUGAAUGGAUGCAAGUAUCAGAUUUUAAUAUUACUUCAUCACAAGUAAUUGAUGAUUCAAUACAAUUUGGUUAUGUACCACGAUGGAUACUUGAUUGGGUUCGUAGUUAUUUUGAUAAUGAUAAUACACGUAUGUAUGAACAAUUAGCCAAAGUAAUACUACAAAAAGAAGCCGAUAAUUAUGAAAAUUAUGAUCUUAUACGUCAUAUUUCGGAAAGUUCACCAUUAUCAUCAAUGAAUGUUGAAUCACGUGAAGAAGAUGAUCAAGGAUUACCACCAUUAAAUCUUCUUUAAUUAUAUUUAUUCAUUCAUUUAUCAAUCUACAUUUAUAAUUAAUUA